AUUUUCUGGUCAUUGUUGUUUCAAUAUCACUAGCUAGCUUUUGAAGUAGCUUCCCAAAACAACUAAAAAAAAAAAAAAAACUCUUGAAGUAGUAUCUAGUCCUAAAAAGAUCUCAUUUUUAAAUUGGUUUUUUUUUCUUUGAUCAUCAUACUAUUCUUAAUUUUCAAAGAUAAUUUUCACUGAGAAAAUUAAUUGGGUUUUGUUUAUUUAUUUUUCCCUAGUGGCCUUUUAUUGUAAUUAAAAUUUCCACCUUUUUUUUUCCAGCUCUGGUUUAGGAAGUUGUAGGUUCACCAUGUGAACUCUGCUAAUCGGUUUUCUUUUCUCUCUUUUUGUUUUCCCAAUUCUUUUCUCUCUACUUUAAGCCUUUUUUCUUCUUCUGCUGUGUGUCUUUUUAUGAUUUGCAACUGGUUGUCAUCAUACUACCAAUAUUGACCAUGUAUUACUUUUUCUCAAUUUCUUCUUUCUUUUGGAAGUAUUCUUCUUUUCUCAAUUAUUUUACUUCUUUUUUAUACAAUAAUGUUCGGGUUUUUUCUUUACAAUAUGCCUUUUCAUCCUGUUUAAUUUAUAAUAUGCCUGUAAUUUUAAUCUUUUUAAGCAUUUUUCUGUUCUCCCAUCAGUUUUAUUCUUUCAAAUCAAACCAAAAUUUAAUAAACAUAAAGCAUAUACAUUGUUAAACAAAUGUAUUCGCAAAUUAAGGCUCUUUUGCAAAUGGCUUAUGGGUCAAAAGUUGCGUGCUUUCUUUAUUUUUUUUUUAAUAAACAAAUGUUCUCAUUGAUAUAACUUAUUAAUGAUUUAAAGCUUGAGUUUUUUGCGUUUGUGGAGAAGUUAUACAGAAGUUUGAAAAGAAUCUCCAUUUCUUACUUCAGUUGUGCAACUUUAAAAUGUUCUCUCCCCAUCUCUAUGACCUGAUAAUUAAGAAAAGCACCCAAGCUGGGAAAUCCUUAUGAAUCUGGUGAGAAAUACAGAAGGAUACCAUUGUGAUCUGCAUUUUGAUUCAGGCCUAAAGAAUUCCUAGAGUGAAAGUGAAAAGGGAAGCAAAAGUGAGAGAUGGGAUGUUCCACAUCAAAGCUGGAUGAUGAAGAAGCAGUUCAGCUUUGUAAAGAUCGAAAGAGAUUCAUCAAACAGGCGGUUGAGCACAGAAGCCGAUUUGCCUCUAGACACUUAGCCUAUAUCCAGUCCUUAAAAAGAGUUUCAGCUGCUCUUCGUGAUUAUAUCGAAGGAGAUGAGCCUCGUGAGUUCUUAUUAGAUUCAUUCAUAACCCCACCUUUCACACCUAUAAAGAAAACUAGUCCUGGUUUUAUCACAAUUUCAUCCAAGUCCUUAUCCGGAACACCAAUUCAGUCUCGGCCUAAUUCACGUUUGAAAGUAAAUUACCUAAGGUCAGGUGGGGAGCCAGCUGUGUUGGUUGAGGAGAGACCUCAAUCACCAGAGACUGUCAGAGUUGAAACUUAUUCUCCAAUGCACCAUUAUGGGAUUGAUGGAUUUUUCGCGUCACAAUCCUCACCAAUGAAUCCUUCAAUCUUCUCUUAUUCCCCUAACAAUAGACCCAAUAUUCCUCCAGCUUCACCUCAAACAUCCCAAUGGGAUUUUUUUUGGAAUCCAUUUUCAUCAUUGGACUACUAUGGCUACCCUACACGUAAUAGUCUCGACCAGACAGUCAUGGAUGAUGACAUUAGAGGCCUAAGGCAGGUUCGAGAAGAAGAAGGGAUUCCAGAUUUAGAAGAGGAAACUGAGCUAGAAGAAUCUGAUAAUAAAGUAAAUGUGACAGAAGAAAGAGCUAAAGUUGAUCGAAAUUGCACUAGAGAAGAGGUUAUUGUUGAAGAUAUUGAUGAGGAUGACGAUGAUGAUGAUGAUGAGGAUGAGGAGGAAGCAACAGAUAGUGAAGAUGAAACUGACCAUGAUGUGCAAGGCUUACAAUCAUCACAUCGCACAAGCAUAGAGGUAGCAAAAGCUCGAGCGGCAAGACAGGUUAGAACUAGUAAUCAAGAAACGGCAGUAGAUAAUCAAGAAGCCAAGGAAGAAACACCGGGUUUUACUGUUUAUGUUAACCGCAGGCCAACAAGUAUGGCAGAAGUUGUUAAGGAUCUUGAAACUCAAUUCAAUAUAAUUUGUGAUUCAGCCACUGCCGUUUCAGCAAUAUUAGAGGCUAGCAGAGCUCAGUAUUCGUCAACUUCCAAUGAACUCUCAGCGAUGAAAAUGUUGAAUCCGGUAGCUUUGUUUCGAUCAGCUUCAUCUCGCUCUUCCUCCUCAAGAUUUUUAGCUAAUUCUUCGGGCUCUAAAGAUGAAGGUUAUGAAAGCAAUAGUGACUUCUCUGAUGAAAACUCCAUGUUUUCAGGUAGUCACCAAUCAACAUUGGACAGAUUAUAUGCAUGGGAAAAGAAACUCUAUGAUGAAGUCCGGUCUGGAGAAAAGGUUCGAAUUGCAUAUGAGAAGAAAUGUAACCAACUUAGGAACCAAGAUGUGAAAGGAGAUGACCCCUCUGUAGUUGAUAAAACAAGGGUAUCCAUUAGAGAUCUGCAUACCCAGAUAAAGGUUUCGAUACACUCAGUUGAAGCUGUUUCUAAGCGGAUUGAAACUUUGAGGGAUGAAGAACUGCAGCCUCAACUUUUUGAAUUGGUACAAGGGUUAGCGAGUAUGUGGAAAGUAAUGGCAGAGUGUCAUCAGUCACAGAAGCGGACAUUAGAUGAAGCCAAGCUGUUACUAGCUGGUACACCUUCAAAAAAACACUCUUCCAUGUCAGUAACAACGGAGCCACAGCACCUUGCCCGUUCAGCUAUCAAUCUUGAGUCAGAACUCAGAAAUUGGCGAAACUGUUUUGAACAAUGGAUCACUUCUCAACGAUCCUAUGUAAAUGCACUAACUGGCUGGCUCCUCAGGUGUGUCCGGUCCGAUCCUGACACCUCAAGGGCACCAUUCUCUCCUCGUCGAUCCAGUGUAUGCCUUCCAAUAUUUGGACCAUGCAUCCAAUGGUCAAAUUUUCUUGAUAACAUCCAUGAAACAAAAGUGCUAGAUGGACUAGAUUUUUUUGCAGCAGGGAUGGGGUCUCUCUAUGCUCAACAGUUAAGAGAAGAUUCUCGUCGUACACCAAUUGGAUCAAAGAGAUUCGGAGCUGGGUUAUCUGAGGAUUCUGGGGGGAACAUGGAAAUGGUAGAGGUUGGUCAAGUAGAUGUGGUAAUGAAUGCAGAGAAAAUGGCUGAAGUUGCAAUAAAGGUACUUUGUGCUGGAAUGUCAGUUGCUAUGAGCUCACUGACAGAAUUUGCUUCUUGUUCUGCUGAAGGGUAUGCUGAACUUGUUCAGCAAUGGGAGAAAAAAACCAAGUUGCCGCACAGUUCGAGCGGUGCUCAUAUGUAAUUUAUGGUUUUUUUUUUUUUUUUUCCCCUGUUCUUUUAGGUACUGACCAAUAUCAAUCAAGUUUUUACUUGUAUAGAGUAAUUGGCAUCCCCCAUGUCUCUAAUUUAUUUUAGUCCAUGUAGUUUCUUGACGAACAAGGAAAAGAGGAAAUAGAUAAUCUAAAACUAGAAGACUAUUUUGUAUUUGGGAUUGGGAAGAGUUGUAAAAUGUAAAUUCCAGAAAAU
Molecule: messenger RNA, 3575 nt
Organism: Quercus lobata
Lineage: Eukaryota; Viridiplantae; Streptophyta; Magnoliopsida; Fagales; Fagaceae
Product: nitrate regulatory gene2 protein-like
Exons: 5
Coding region: 1048-3351 (767 amino acids)
Source: RefSeq, a predicted model, not a curated record